GGCCUUUCUCGAUAACUUGCUGGAACAAACAGCAGUUUUAUCAUUGCAAAGAUGAGGGCCAGACUAGCAAUAACUGUUCUUAAUACAGUAAAACGAUGUUAUCAUUCACAGGAGGGUUGCAAAGUAGGGCUUUUAGGGGUCCCUUUCGAAAAAGGACAAACUAAAAAAGGUGUAGCCGCUGGCCCGGAAGCAAUAAGAAAACUGGGCUUAGUGGAAAGACUCGAGGAAAUCGAAGGAAAACUUGAUAUCAAAGAUUACGGCGAUGUGUGUUACAAAAUCGCAACUGAUCUAAAAGAGAAAGAUGUGCCGAAUAUGAAGGAAUAUGCCCACAUAGCGGCUUGCAACCAACAAGUAUCGAAGACAGUGGAAAAAAUCAUAAAUGAAGGGCGAAUCUGUGUCACAUUAGGCGGAGAUCACUCGCUCGGUGUUGGAACGGUGGAUGGUCACAUAAAGGCCAAAGGCGAAAAUAUUUGCGUUUUGUGGAUAGACGCGCAUCCGGAUUUAAACACGAACAAAACAUCCAGCACUGGAAAUGUCCAUGGAAUGCCUAUGGCCUUGCUAGCCAAGGAAUUGUCUGAUUAUUGGCCCUAUUUACCAGGAAUGGACUGGCAAAAGCCGGUGAUUUCUUUAAGACAUAUUGCCUACAUUGGACUGAGAUCUGUCGACUCUUACGAGCGAUUAGUUAUUGAUAAGCUUGGUAUCAAUGCAUUUGGAAUGGAAGAUAUCGAAAAUUAUGGCAUUCGAACCAUCGUCGAUAUGGCUUUGAAUAAAAUAGACCCCGAAAGCAACAAAUCCAUACAUGUUAGUUUUGAUAUCGAUUCCCUGGAUUCUUUGGAAGCGCCAAGUACUGGAACAUCAGUUAGAGGAGGGAUGACUCUGAGGGAAGGAAUCCAGCUAAUGGAAAUUAUACACCAAACAUGUAGAUUAGGAGCUUUGGAUGUAGUCGAGGUAAAUCCGAGCAUUGGAAGCGAAGCGGAUGUAAAACGAACAGUGGACGCAGCUAUUCAUGUUAUCGCAGCAGCUUUAGGACAUUCCAGACGGGGUCUCAGCCCCAGAUCAGGAGUCCUGCCCCUGCAAACCUUCCCUCCCAAGUACCAAGAGAUUUGAACUAUCUGUUUCGCUUAAAAUAAUUUAUUUACAAUAGAAGUACAUUUCGAAUUGC
Molecule: messenger RNA, 1162 nt
Organism: Dendroctonus ponderosae (mountain pine beetle)
Lineage: Eukaryota; Metazoa; Arthropoda; Insecta; Coleoptera; Curculionidae
Gene: arg
Product: arginase-1
Exons: 4
Coding region: 52-1107 (351 amino acids)
Cellular component (GO): cytosol; cytoplasm; nucleus
Molecular function (GO): arginase activity; manganese ion binding
Source: RefSeq, a predicted model, not a curated record